GUUGAAAGUCAUUGAAUGACUAUUGUGAAAUUUUCUACACCUUUCAGCAGCCCUGGCAUAUCUUGAUUAAAUUCUUCCUGUUUUGUUCUGUUCUUUAUCCUGCCAUUUGAAGUUAGUUUAAAAAAAUUCUGGGAAUGACCUUAGUGGGUCCUAUCAUUUUUAUUGUGUUAUUUUUAAAGAAAAAUCAAGACUUGAAGAAAAUAUACCAACUUUAAAAUGCAUAUAAUAACUGUUACCUUAAACGUGGUUUCCAGAGUUACAAAAAGUGUUGUAAUGUUCGAACGACAUAAACUUUGUAUUUGAAGUAUAUAUAUUUUUGGGGUUUGUUGUCUUGCUUGUGUCUCGCACAUUGACUGGCAAUAUAAUAUUAUACAAUUAGAGUUUAAAUAUCGUUAUAAGAUGCCUAAAAUGUCAAUCUAUGAUUCCAUUUCAGUGUUUAGAAGCCACUUGGAAAGCAGUUUGAUUUUUGAUAGAAAGUAAAUAAACGAUUAUAAUAUAGAAUGUUUUUACGUUACCUUUUGUAAGCUUAUCUUUUUUAAGCACACCGAACUUACUUAAGCGUUUAGAAUUGAUGUGGUUUAAAAGAAAGUAAAGCAAUUUCGUUUGAUUUUCAGCAAUUUUAAAUAUCCCUUUCAAAAUUUCUGUCAAAUUUGUAAAAAAUGCGUUUGGAGAACAGUGCGCUUCAUACUCAUUUGCCAAGUCCUAACGACGCCACCAACAACAAAGCGUCUUGCCCUGUUUGUCUUGAAAGUGGAAUACCACCCAGGUUUCUUCCAUGUAUUCACGUGAUAUGUGAUCCAUGUCUGCAGAAAUUGAUCACAAGCUCGGAGGAAAAUACUUUCAAAUGUCCCAUAUGUCGAAAAGUGUACCCCUCUGAUGCAUUUGCUCAUGUGGGAAGUCGACAAUACAGACAAACUGCGGAAACAUCUUUCUCAAGUCAAGGGAAUUUACCAACUAUUUCAGAAAGAGUUCAAAGCACAGAAGAUAGGGAGUUGGGUUACCGAGUGAUCAGAGACUCAAGAAUCAACCAGAGACCGCAAACACAUGUCUUUUACAAUAACGAAUCAGAAUGUGUCUGUUGUCGAUCGUGUAUAAAAACAAUGGCAUUUGGAGGUAAAACAAUUAUUAACAUAAUCAAUAAAAUAUAUAUAGAAUGGAAAAUUAUAUAACCAGUAUCAUUUUAAUGACACAAUCAGUAUCAAAUGAAAUAAUCAUGAAAGCAAACACUAUAAUGAUGUUGAAGCAUGAAUGACGAUUAUUAUUAUUAUUUAUUUCUACACCAUGAGUGUCAUUAACGGAUAGGUGUAAAUAUUUAAUUUUGUUGAACAGAGUAAAGUUUAACUAUUUUCACAUUAUAUAAGUGUAUUUGUUUAUGGUUUAUAUCAUUGCAUCUAUUGCUGCCCUUUUAAAAGAAAAAAUAGUUUGUUGUAAUUUGAUUUAGUUUAAUUGUUUUUGUGUUGUUGUAACAUAAAUCCCAAGUAAAAUAUUAGAAGCUAUAAGCUGAUUGAAACGAUUGAAAUGCUUUCCUUGAACCAGCCAAUACUAAGCAAUGAGUGUCAAGUUUCUUGCUAUUGCCCCUGACGGAGUUUCAACGCACGCGGUAAGCGAUCCUUAGAUUACUAGUCAUAUGGGCUCACCACUAGCCAGUAUUUGAAAAUUUUAAAAUGUUUAAAUAUGUAACAUGUAAAAAAAAUGUUUAUGUAGUUCCCAGCUGUAUAAUAGAAUCGUUAGGUUUUGGUCUAUUUCAAUUGAUACAUGUUUUAAUGCUAGAAUGUAACAUUUAAUUAUGUUUUCAGUUCUUAUGUUGCAUUUAAACUUAGUGGCAAUUGUAAGACUUUUUGCAGGUAACGUAUAUGAUGUUACUGGUUGAAUAAUCAAGUAACCUAAAAAGAACAAAUUUUAGAAAUUUAAAAUAAACUAAAUUAUGUAAAGAUUAUCUAUAAAACAGUAAUCAAUUUAAUUUGAAAGAGUUAAUGUGUUAACGCUUUAAUCUAAUAACGACAUUGUGCCUUUAGUUAUUUAGUAAUUUGCAAACACAGUAAUCAUGUUAUGCAAGCAAACAAAAACGCUUCCGUGAUACAUGUCUUCUCAAACUUUGAUUAAGUGAUAUGUACAUUACAUUAAACGUGUGGCAGGACAUCGGUUUAUGUUGUAAUCUUUGUGUGUUCUUCUAUGUUAUGGUCUAUUGUUGUGUUUUUUCUACGACAGGUUUGAUUCUAAUAAUUAUUUCCGCCUGGGACCAUUGGAAAGGUGUUGGCAUUUUUCAUACGCUUAAAGGCCUAACAGAUAUAAUUAUUGCAAUAACACUUCGGCGAGAUGUGACAUGUCGUUAUCGUAAAUAUCUUUUUUGGGUUCUGAUACUGGCUUCAGUUAUAGUGAUGGGUUUUGGUACAUGUAUGUCAGUGUUCUAUCUUGUGUUCUUUUUUAAGUUUUAAAUACACGAGUUCAGUUGUUUGAUCCUUUCAUUUUAAUGAAAGGGGAAAUGGGGAAGGGAAUGGGGAGGUGUUAUUAUUUCCUUAAUAAGCAAUAUAAUAAUACCCAUUAACGUUUGAAAGUCGUUAUAGUUUUUCAUUAAUUUAAUAACGAUAUAUCAUCUUUGUUUAUGAAAAGAAAUUUGUUAAAUACUAUGUAGCUGAGCAAAGUGUUGAAUUAUGAAAAUAUGCAGAGUCAAAAUAAUCAUAUAACAUAUAAUUCGAUUUAUCUUUUUUAGGUUCGUAUUUAAUAUGGACAGAUUUUAUUCGAAUAAUUAUGGCCUGGUAUACGAUAGUGGACUGGUUGAUGAUAUUUUGCAGUUUUUGGUACAUGUAUGUGUUGUUCUUUAUAAACCAAAAUUGAUCACCAAAUCUUUUAAGAUUGUUGAUAUUGUUUAUAUAUGUAGAUGUCAAGCACUGUUAGUUAUUUUGCAUACAUGUACCCUUAUGGGCUUUAAAGCCUAUUUGCAAUAAAAUAGAAUGUCUAGUGUCUACUAUUAAGACGAAUUAUGUGUGAAUAACAAAACAUUUCUGUCUUACAUGCUUAAAAUAUGGUACGAAAGAAACAAGACAUUAUCUAUGUAUUGUACUUAUUAAGAAGUGAUUUUGUUUGAACUUUUUAAUGAUAUAUCUAAAACAUUGUGUUUAUCUGAACUGAAUAUAGAUUAGCUUUACCAAAUCAUUUAUUCCAUUGAAAGUUUUAUAUAACCUACGAUGUAUCAGGAAAUUGUAUUGCUCAGUUAAACUUCAUCUCUAGUUGAAUGAUUCUGUGUAACUUAUUAUGAAUAUUCAUCAUAGCAUCUACAUGUUCUUGCAUGUUUGGAAUUUUUACUUUUAACACUUACCAAUAUUGUAAGAUAUUUAUUAAAAUAGGUUAGGAUCCAAAAUACCUCACUCAUCAGGGAGUAGCGUUAAAGUUGCAUGUAUGUUCAAAAAUACAAAAAAGCAUAAUAAGUUGUAUGUGAUAGUCUUUUCUUAUUGUAUGUUAUUUUGUCGCCAAUAAAAUUUGAACAAAG
Molecule: messenger RNA, 3487 nt
Organism: Ruditapes philippinarum (Manila clam)
Lineage: Eukaryota; Metazoa; Mollusca; Bivalvia; Venerida; Veneridae
Product: tripartite motif-containing protein 2-like
Exons: 4
Coding region: 660-1169 (169 amino acids)
Source: RefSeq, a predicted model, not a curated record